GCUCCAUCCACGGAUGCUUCCUUCUUAGCAAUGCAUAUCUGCAAGCCCUCUCUCUCAUCUUCGUCCUCUUCAUCUCUUCCUACAGUUAAUUAAUUUGUUUAUUUUUAGAUCUAAAGUCAUUAAUUAAGCACCAGAUAUAUAUAUAUAUAUAUUCUUGAUCAUAUAUUAUAUCAAGAUGGGGCAGAAGAAGGGUUUUCUUCUUCUUCUUCUUCUACUACUGGUUCUGGCUGCCUCUUGUCUUCUUCUCUCCUCUGCUGUGGCUGCUGUUCCUUCCUCCGCAGAAAUCCUGAAGCCAUUUAAGGAUGAUCCGUCCGUAGAUUCAGUCCAUCGCUUGCUUCCUCCUCAGGGUAAAAUGGAGACGGGCACUGGAGAAAAGCCAACAGAUGAGGAAGGAGUACUGAUGAUAGAGCGAAGAAUGGAUUUGGAAACCACCGACUAUGAAGGAACUGGAGCCAACGACGACCAUGAUCCAAAAUCUCCUGCUCAAGUUUGACUUCAAAUCCAAUAUUUGGAUAUAUAUAUAUAUAUAUAAAUAUAAAUAUAAAAUAUCUUGUUAUCAACAAUAGCAAGUUUAAAUAUAGCAGCCUUAUUAUAUGAUUAAUUAGUCUGGUUUGAUAGUACCGUUAUUUCUUAUCUACACAUGUAAUUAGAAGAAUUCUAAGUUAACAAGGAUUUCAGCCUUGAGAACUAAAUUACAUCGCUUAAUUAAUCAGAUUCGUUGA
Messenger RNA from Diospyros lotus (date-plum), 722 nucleotides. RefSeq lists its product as uncharacterized. The transcript has 3 exons. NCBI's taxonomy places the organism in Eukaryota, Viridiplantae, Streptophyta, Magnoliopsida, Ericales, Ebenaceae. Bases 176 to 493 code for a protein of 105 amino acids. The record is from RefSeq and is a predicted model, not a curated record.